ACCUUUAAAAGAUGUUCACUAUAGCCAUUUGUGAUAUAGCAAAACAUAGAAAGAAGAUCAACAGAGAGGGACAGAGAGUGAUCGCAGGAGGUCUUGAUAGGUCAGAGGUGGUAUUAUCACACUGCGUCAGCUCUGUGCCGCUAUAAAGGGCCAAGCCAUCUGUAGAGCAUUACAAUCUCAACCCAAUUCUCUUGAGGACUGCAAGAAAGGAAAGAUUGCAAAGAUGAAACUGUACCUGGCUGCAGCUGUGCUGAUGCUUGUACUUGCUGUACACACAGAGGCCCAGGAGGAGCCUACACUGGAGCAGCAUUUCACCAAAUUCCAGACCCAGGUGAAAGCGAUUGCAGAUGACCUGACAGAGAAGACCAAGAGCACCUUCGAAAACCUUGAAAAGAGCGAGUUUGUUACUAAAACCAAGAACUGGUUUACUGAGCAGUUUGAGCAAAUUAAGCAGAAAAUGACUGAAACCUUCAAUUAAAGUGUAAACCAAUAACCUUACCCUCUUCCCUGCAAUCAUGCAAUUGCUGUGUGAUAUGUGAUACCACCCCCACCCUGUUGUGCCAACUGGUGCAUUUGUUACAGUUCAGUACAUAUUCAAAAACUGUUAUGAGCUCCUUGUCAUUUGUGUGAUCUGUACAAUUUUGUGGGAUGCUGUUAAAUAUCGUGGGGAAAAAUGCAAAAUAUACAUUCUGAAUUUUUUCAAAAGAAUAAACAGUGAAACACAGAA
Molecule: messenger RNA, 727 nt
Organism: Cyprinus carpio (common carp)
Lineage: Eukaryota; Metazoa; Chordata; Actinopteri; Cypriniformes; Cyprinidae
Gene: apoc1
Product: apolipoprotein C1
Biological process (GO): negative regulation of lipid catabolic process; lipoprotein metabolic process; negative regulation of cholesterol transport
Cellular component (GO): high-density lipoprotein particle; very-low-density lipoprotein particle; extracellular region
Molecular function (GO): phospholipase inhibitor activity; fatty acid binding
Source: RefSeq, a predicted model, not a curated record